Messenger RNA from Striga hermonthica, 2034 nucleotides. NCBI's taxonomy places the organism in Eukaryota, Viridiplantae, Streptophyta, Magnoliopsida, Lamiales, Orobanchaceae. The record is from the annotation of a GenBank genome assembly.
AUGCCCAAUAUCUUCUUCCCGGAUUAUUUUGGGUCCAAGAGGCGUGGCGUGAAAAUUGUCUUUGAUUUGAUGGCUGUCAUGGAUGAUGUUGGGAUUGAUGCGAGCUCGGACAUCGAUGUGGAUGACUUGAGAGUCGACCCAAACAUAGACGAAAAGGAUGUUAGUGAUGAGGAGAUCGACCCAGACGAGCUCGAGAAGCGGAUGUGGAAGGAUAGCAUCAAACUCAAGCGGAUCAAGGAACGGCAAAAGCUCGCAUUACAGCAAAAACAGAAAAGCAAUUCCACCUCCGACCAGGCCAGGCGGAAGAAGAUGGCCCGAGCCCAAGACGGCAUCCUCAAGUACAUGCUUAAGCUCAUGGAGGUCUGCAAGGCCCGUGGGUUUGUCUAUGGCAUCAUCCCAGAGAAGGGAAAGCCCGUCAGUGGCUCAUCUGACAACAUUCGGGCCUGGUGGAAGGAGAAAGUCAAAUUCGACAAGAAUGGGCCCGCCGCCAUCGCUAAGUACGAGGAGGCUGAGUACCGGUUGAUCGAGAGCGGGUGUGGGGCCCAAGGCGGAAGCCCGCAAAGCGUGCUGCAGGACUUGCAGGAUGCAACCUUGGGUUCUCUUCUGUCUUCAUUGAUGCAGCACUGUGACCCGCCUCAACGCAAGUAUCCGCUGGAAAAGGGUGUGGGCCCACCCUGGUGGCCCACGGGGAAUGAGGAAUGGUGGGCCCAAUUGGGGCUGCCUAAGGGACAGAGUCCUCCAUACAAGAAGCCACAUGAUCUGAAGAAGAUGUGGAAAGUCGGGGUUUUGACUGCUGUCAUAAAGCACAUGUCGCCUGAUAUAGCGAAAAUAAGGAGAUUAGUUAGGCAGUCGAAGUGUUUACAGGAUAAGAUGACGGCUAAGGAGACGUCUAUAUGGUUAGGUGUUUUGAGCAGGGAGGAGGCUCUUGUUCGACAGCCGAGCAGUGAAAAUGGUUCGUCAGGGGUUAGCGAGUUGCCUUUGAAAAAACGAGAUAAGAAGAAAAUAAGUGCUGAUAGUGAUAGCGAUUAUGAUGUUGAUGAGGUCAGGGACGGGCUAAGGUCCGUUUCGUCUAAAGAUGAUAGGAAGAAUAAGUGUCUUGAUAUUGUACCGGGGGAGCCUGACAUUGAUGUUACUCAUCAGGUUGUCAAAAAGGACAAAGGAGAGCAUACAAUCAAGCGGCCACGUAAAAGAAAGUGCUUGAAGCCCAGCUCCAAUAACCUACCGCCUUUGCCGUCUCCUGUGGAAGAUCAAGGAAAUGAUCCUACACAAACGGUCCUGAAUGAAAACCAAAACGACAUGCAAUUGGCGGAACAUUUGACAAAUGAGAGCCAAAUAAUGGCGAUGAGGUCCCAGGAAAACAAUGCUCAGUGCCAACCGUGCUUAGUUGAACCUGAUAUUAACUUUUUUCACUCACCUAGUCCGGUAAUCCCAUUUGACCGUGUUUCCCUCAAUAAUGAACCAUUAAAUUACCCGGCAAUUCAAUCUGUUGUCAAACCGUCUAGUUCACAUUUGAUCCGCGCCCCUCAAGAGGACCAGUCACAUGAUAACCUUGAGAAAACUCAAAUUCCCGUAUUGCAACAUCAACUUCAAGAUCCUGUUUUGCCUAACGGGCCUCCAAACUCUCUAUGGCCACAAGGACCUCAAGAUUCUACUUUAUCCCAUGGAUUUGAAAAUACCGGGCUGCAACAUGGAUCACCCUAUCCCUAUGGCUUUUACAUUCCCCCGGCUGCAGGUGGGCUGAGCCAUCAAGGACAACGGUCAGCAGCCAUGUUCAACGAAGUGCAGUUUGAACCACUGGAUUUGGGAUUUCAGUCGCCUGUGUUACCAGUAAAUGGAAAUGAUCUUUAUGUGGGAAAUCAUUUCCCGCAUCCAGUGCAAGAAGGGUUCCCACGUGAGCCGGAUAGACUGGUCAAGACUGAGUUACCAGGAAAGAGUCUUUCAUUUGAUGGCACAAGCUCGUUGGAUUUUGGGGACUUUGAUUUUAUGUUGAAUGAUAGCUCAAUUGAUGCGCUUAUGGAGUACUUUGCCUCAUGA